AUGGCCCAGAUUUGGCCGCCGUCCCCAUGCGUGGAGGACGAAGAAGUGGCUCUAGCGAGGGAGCACACACCCGGCAUUGCUCUACAUCAGUUGCAAAGUGACAACCAACCCGCAAGCAGUAGGGGCUCGGUGGAUCAAUAUCCCAUCAUCCUCGACAACGAGGCCCCAGCUCAAUCCCCCCCUUCAGAGGCCGAGCUCGUCUCAGAUGGCAGAUCUCCAAAUAGUCAUCGAGAACCAGCUGUGAACACUGAGAAGAGAUUCGUCCUUGUGUCCUCCCAAAGUUCUGACUUCGGGGUUGAAGCUUCCCUGCCAGCUGAGCCGCUGCAGCGAUCCAAAUCGACAACUCAACUUUCAGAUAAUGACAUAACGAGAGGAAGGCCUCAUGUCACAAGGAUAUACACAGAUUUGGGGCCAGGUCUAGAGGGCAUGCGGACGGGCCGCCGCCGUGCCCCUUCACCCUACGCUCAUACGCAAGCGGGUUUGACGGAUGCUCUUUCACCGGAGACUCGACGUAAAGAUACGUUGUUGUCGCCAAUGCAUGUUCGUGAGCCACGAAAGUCGGCGUCUGUACAUCCUGGGACGCGAAGAUCCGAACGAGACAGCAGUGACUCCGAUCAGAAGUCAAAGACGAGGAGGAGAACAGAACGGAGUCGUAGUCGGGCUGCAAGGGAAAGCUUCUCCCACUCGGACAGAUCAGAGUCUGAGAAGGUCAAGUCCCCAAAAUUCCCCAGGCGAGACGAGAGCCCCGACGACCAAUUUAGCCGGCGUGCUCGUCGCUAUCGCAGCCCUGCUCCGCCCAGAGGAGGCUUUACUGGCUACACAUACACUGGGCAAGACCACAUUACGCCGCCUCAGACUCCAAAGCUCAACAAUGAUUCCGCACGAUCCUCGGUUAUUGACCAUACUACCGUCCCCGAGCAGCUUAGCAACCGUCAGACGUCGUCGAGAUUGACCACAGAUUCUCCAUAUACCUCUUCCGCUGAAGAAGGUCAUAACCGCCGUCCACGACCAGUUGAUGAGAGAAAAGCUGAUCGAGGAGGCCGAUCGAGACGCAACUCGCGAAACUGUAGCGACAAAGACGAGAGACCGAAACUAACGCGCACACGUUCUCGACGCCAUGACGCGUCAUCCAGAGACGAGUCGAAUCAAGAGCAAUAUUCCACAGACGAACGACCCCAUCGUGAGGCCCAGACACCUUUGUCUGCUCGAACGACUUCCGCCAUGGAGGACUUUCUCGAGAAGGCUUUUAUAGCAAAUAAAAAUAAGCAACCGAAUCACGGUGACAAUCACUCUCGCCAUGUUUCUCCGCGAGGCUCUCCAGCACAAAGUCCUCCACAAACGCCUCGUGCCGAUGACCGGUCACCAAGGGACUAUUUCGAACAAACUCACCAUUCGUCAAGAUCAUCAAAACCACGGUCUCGUCCACAGUCGAUUGAUGAUACACAUUUCAAAGACAUUAAGAAUGUAACAUCUCUCCUUGGAGCCGCGACGUUGGGUGCUUCCCUGGCAGCAAAAGCUAUCCCUGCCCUUUCUCGAUCGAACACUUCACAAUCACUGGAAUCACAAAGUAGUGGCUCUCAAAGCAGGCCAGCCAGCGGCCAGCGCUCAAGAAAACCUUCUCCAGUGAUGGAAGAGUCCCAACCAGUGUAUCAGAGUCUAUCUAGGACGAAUUCUACUGUAUCUCGAAAUGACGGCGCAAAUACGCGGACCACAACCUACGCGAUAAACGAAGAACGUCCUGCACCAAAGAUUGCGCUGUAUGCACCGGCACCACUUGAGCCGCCUCGCACAGCAUCGAGAUCGUCUUCUUAUUCUCAUUCUCCCGAGCUUCGCCCACCUGCCCCUUUCAGAGCCUUUUCCAGCAUGGGUGCUCAAGGACUUCAACAGCCACUUCACUUCCCUGUCCAGUCAGCGCUGAUGUCGAGCCCAAUCAAUUUAGAGCCUGGUACUUCCUUGCCCAAUAGUGCACCUAGACCCAACUCCUUGCCUCCGUGUCCACGGUCGAGACCCACCGCUGGACACCACGAUUGGUACACGAUCCGGGACAUGUCAUUUCUAGAUUUCUGUCCUACUUGCAUGAGUUUUCUAGGCGCCACUCGCUUUCGCGACCACUUUAUCCCGAGCCUGCCAAAAGAACCCCGCCGACCGAUCGCUUGUGCAAUGAGCUUCCCGUGGCUUCGAAUUGCUUGGAUGCAAUCGAUCAGACAAGAUAGAAAGGAUCUUACGCUUGUUUGGCAAAUUGCCAAUGGUCCACCUGCGGGGACCAAACCAUGCGCUGGCACUAAAAUCGAUGUGAGAAGAUGGUACCAUCUAACCGAUCCUCGAACAAAAAAGCCCGUGGACAAUUUUGACAUAUGCUCUGCCUGUGUAAGAAAUAUUGACCUGAUUUUUCCCACGCUUCAAUUCUGUGUCUUUGAUCGGCCACAGGAGAAGAAAGAGCAAGAGAAGAUAUGCAAUCUAAACACAAACAGCCGCCACUUCUUAUCUAUUUUGAACGAGCUGGAGCGACUGGCAGAUCGAUCCAAGGAGACCAUGAGGCACAGGGACUUUCAGGAGUUUGUAGAUUUUAUUCGCCGCAUCUCUCGCAACCGGCACUGCGCGAAGGAUACGUUACUGGCAACCCAGUCUUGGCAUUAUAUCUCUGACCUUCCGGAGCUUACAAUCUGUGAAGAGUGCUACGAAGAAGUUGUCUGGCCUGUCAGAGAUCGACCGAUUGCACGAGACGUCUCCAAGACACUCAAGCUUGUGCCUACCUUGCGCAAGAACUCCCUACUUCGAGGAACAAGUUGCCAGCUUUACAGUGAUCGCAUGAGAAGAAUCUUUCAUGAUGCAGUGAGCCGAAAUGAUUUUGAGAGUUUGAAGUCGGCGGCUAGAUACCGCUACAACAUGGAGCAUCGGCUGCAGGAGAUGCACAAACUGUACGAAAUGGAUUUGCAAGCUGGUAUCGACAGGAGGGUGGAGAUGGAGAAGAAUAUUGCCAUCUGGAAGUCUAUUGAAUAA
This is a messenger RNA of Cladophialophora bantiana CBS 173.52, 3000 nucleotides long. RefSeq lists its product as uncharacterized. NCBI's taxonomy places the organism in Eukaryota, Fungi, Ascomycota, Eurotiomycetes, Chaetothyriales, Herpotrichiellaceae. The transcript has a single exon. The coding region runs from base 1 to 3000 and encodes 999 amino acids. The record is from RefSeq and is a predicted model, not a curated record.